Phycomyces blakesleeanus NRRL 1555(-) is the source of this 702-nucleotide messenger RNA. RefSeq lists its product as hypothetical. Lineage: Eukaryota; Fungi; Mucoromycota; Mucoromycetes; Mucorales; Phycomycetaceae. The transcript has a single exon. Bases 1 to 702 code for a protein of 233 amino acids. The record is from RefSeq and is a predicted model, not a curated record.
AUGAACAUCAACUUUAAUACCCCUAUUGAGAAGAUGUACUUGCUUAAAACAACUCUCUCAUUCCCCAAGAAUGGUUAUCCUGACAAGCAGAGUGUUCUUCAAGCCAUAAAUGAUUACGCCCUUUCUAAUAACUUCACCGUUAAGAUUAAAGAUGGAAAAUUUCCUAUUCUUCACACUGCUUGUUCAAAGGCUGGUGUUUAUUGUGACAAGCGCAAUAUAAGUGAUGAGAAAAGAAAGAAGAUGCCCAACUCUUCUCUUACUGGAUGCCCCUAUCUCUUAAGAUUUUCUUAUAAGAAGAAGAGCAAAAGAUAUCUUCCUUUGCAUGCCUAUGGGGAAAACGAACAUUGCCGCAACCACCCUGUCACCCCUGAGAAUUUGGCUUCUUCUCACCAAGGAAGAAUGUCUCUUUUGACUGCUGAAGAUGCUACUAUUGCAAAGACAAUGUUGGAGAAUCACGCCAAGUCCCGUGAUGUUCAGAAGGCAACAAGUGACAAGGUGACAGGAAUGAGAAAGCUGAGGAUCAGCAAUAUCAACAAUCUCAAGUACAGUGCUACUUGUGGUGAUGAUGAGUCUGCCCAUGGCGCUACUGAGCUCAUCAGAACAAUGGAAGCAAAGGGAUUUUCCGUUCUCUACGAGUUUAAUGAGAGAAAUAGACUCACUCAUAUAUUUUUUAUGAACAAUAUAAUGAUCAAGAGAGCUUGA